GUGUUUUUAUAUUCAAAAGCAUAUAAUACUACAAAAAAAAAAAUUAAUAAACUAGAAAAAUUACUAAAAUAUUCAGGAUGGAAAAAUUUAAAUGACGUAAGCUCUAUAAAAUAUUAUAAUAAAAGUUAUAAUCUUAAUAGUCAGAUUGAAACACCUAUAACUAUUCAAAAUGGUGAUUUAAAAAUACGAUUAUUGACAGUAUUUCUAGGCUGCACAUACGCAAAAGUUAUAAAUAAUAUUUUUUCAAUUAUUGUCAACUGGGAUGAAAUUUGUAAAAAUCAAAAUGAAAAAGACAACAACUUAACAAAUGAAUGCAUUUACACUAAAGAAUUCAUAAACAUAAUAGCUAAAUUAAUUGUUCCAAUAGCAACAUUGAUGAAAGGUGCAAUGGAUGCUUUAGAUUCAUUACAUCAUUUACCAUUGGCUAAUUUUAAAAUACAUAACAAAAAGGCCUACAUAAUAAAAUAUUUAUUAGAUAGAAUAGAAAAUAUUUUUGGUAAAUUUAAUGAUCCGAGUCUAUCAUGUGAUGAUAGAUCUACAAACUCUUGGUCAUUUGAAAUUGCAUAUACAUUUUUUAAAAGAAUAAUAGAACUUUUACAACUUGCUACUGAUAAAUAUUGUGAAUUUGUACCUUACGAUACAAAUUAUUUAUGGACUGAAUGGGUUGAAGAAUAUAGAGGCAUUAAACAGGGAGUAAAGUUAAAAUUUUUUAAAUUCUUAACCAAAAAAUUUGAAAUUUAUAUCAAGAAAGAAAUUUUAGAAAAAUAUUUUCAAGUGGGAUUUAAAUUUGAUCCAAUUACUGAAGAAACGUUUUUACCAACACCGGAGGAACAAUUUGAUAUAGAAUUGGAAUUUAGAACAACAGACGAAGAACCUCCAACGCCAGUAUAAAUCAUAUUAAUAAAUAAUUAAUUUUGUUUUUAAUUUAUAUUUCAUAAUUAAUUACAUUUUUAGUAUUAUUUAGUAAAUAUUUUAAUGAUUACUAAAACAUAGACAUUAAUAGUGAAUUACACAAUUAUUUAUUGGUUAAACACAUGGAAUUUUAAUACAUUAUUGAUAUUAACAAUUAUAAAAAUUUAAUAUAAAAGUGUUCUUCAAAAUAGUUAUUAAUAGAAUGGAUAAAAUCCACCACCAGGUUUCCUAGUAUCCUGGCAUUCUAUUCCUACUCUCACCAACAAUCUUCUAAGUAGUAUUCUUUACACAACUAGCAAAUCUAUUCCACACAUUAUUUAUGUCUCCCUCGACAUUCCACACUGUCCUCUCUAUUACCGUCUUGACAAACUCUUUUUCAUUUUCCCCUUUGAAUUUCUACCAACGGAUUUUCUAUUUUUCUACCGUGAUCCUUCUG
This is a messenger RNA of Daktulosphaira vitifoliae (grape phylloxera), 1348 nucleotides long. RefSeq lists its product as uncharacterized. Bases 376 to 891 code for a protein of 171 amino acids. Lineage: Eukaryota; Metazoa; Arthropoda; Insecta; Hemiptera; Phylloxeridae. The record is from RefSeq and is a predicted model, not a curated record. The transcript is spliced from 2 exons.